AUGCAUGCUUGGAUUGUCAUGCUGUACCAAGCCUACUGCAAGUGUGUACCAGCGGAUAGUCGCGACCUCGCGCUGAGGCUGGCGGACUCCUACCCGUGCUCUCGUUCAGCUGCCUCGACUUCUCCCAGGGGGCGGUCGCGUUACGGCGGCGCCGCUGCUCUUUCGCGGACCGUACCGUGCGGGUCAGCGCCCCAGGCGCGCGCGCCCGGGAGUCAGCAUGGCGCGCGCGAGCGUCGUCUAAACAGCGUUGCCUGGGUGGCGCUCGCGUGUCACCAGUCGUGCGACGCCGCACUGCCUGCGUACGUUCGACGCGGUGCUUCCACCUUGUUGACGGGACAACGGGAACAUCCGAGCUCGGUGUGUAAGGACGCGUGGCGGCGGGGGACCCCCCGCUUCGUCGCGCUGCGCAUGUUUGGCGACCGGUGCGCGAGGGUCUGGACGACCUGGUGGCAGGCCUGCAUCAUGUUCAGGUCGAAGGACCCUGGAGAUGCGGUCCCCCUGCUGGAGGGAUGGGGACAGCCACGUGAUCGUCUGACGUAUGCCAACCUGGCAGAGAAACCUGCCUGGGACACGCACUACAAACGUUCACCCACAUCCUUCGAUUGGCUUCUCUCCUACGACCAGAUGGAGUUGGCAUUGGCGCCAUUCCUCCAGGGAAAAGUUGGCCAACAGGUGCUGGAUAUCGGCAGCGGAACGUCGGACCUCGCGCUGAGGCUGGCGACUCACUACCCGUGCUUCGUUCACUGCCUCGACUUCUCCCAGGGGGCGCUAGCGGCGGCCGCGCGGACGUACCGGGUAGCGGCGGCGGGCGGAGCGUCGUCUAACAGCGUUGCCGGCGCGCUCACGUUCACCGCGGCCGACGCCGCACGCCUGCCGUACGUCGACGGGUGCUUCCACCUUGUGACGGACAAGGGAACGUCCGACUCGGUGCUGAAGGACGCGGGCGGCGGCCGCGCGCUCGCGCUGCGCAUGUUUGGCGAGUGCGCGAGGGUGCUGACGCCUGGUGGCAGCCUGCUCAUGUUCACGGACGAAGACCCGGAGAUGCGGCUCCCCCUGCUGGAGGAUUUUGCGAAGACGACUCGCGGCGGUGGCGCCAGCGUUCGUUUCUCGCUGCUGGGCGAGCGUAACGGACUAGAGUACUUCAUGUACGAGCUGAGGAAAAGCUGACGUGUAACCCCCCGCCCCCCGUGUGACACGCUCGCUGUUACUGUUAAUUAGAGACACUAAAAUGAGUGAGUUAUUUAUUAUACAAGACUAAAUGUUAAUGUAGUGUUAUACUUGCUA
This is a messenger RNA of Priapulus caudatus, 1284 nucleotides long. Its product is annotated as methyltransferase-like protein 12, mitochondrial. The record is from RefSeq and is a predicted model, not a curated record. Bases 1 to 1167 code for a protein of 388 amino acids. NCBI's taxonomy places the organism in Eukaryota, Metazoa, Priapulida, Priapulimorpha, Priapulimorphida, Priapulidae. The transcript is spliced from 4 exons.